This is a messenger RNA of Lodderomyces beijingensis, 1044 nucleotides long. The record is from the annotation of a GenBank genome assembly. Lineage: Eukaryota; Fungi; Ascomycota; Pichiomycetes; Serinales; Debaryomycetaceae.
AUGAAUGGGUUCGCUUUGAAGGUUCACGUUCUAGGAGCCGGGUCAAUAGGAUCCCUAGUAGCCCAUGAGCUAAGGCAGCAGUUCCCCAACACAUUGGCAGCGACGGUGCUCGUGCGGCCCGAGCGCAGGGUCGAAGAGCCCACGCAUAUUCGGUUGAAGCGACUAUACGAUUUAUCGAUCCCCGACCUGAGCGUCGAGGUGCAAACGGCCAAACCCAGCAUGAAAGACGACGUCAUAGAGAACUUGAUCGUGACUACCAAAGCGUUCCAGACUCAGGCUGCGAUCCUGCCGUACAUUGACCGACUAAACUCGGAGUCGAAUGUCUUGCUCAUCCAAAAUGGCAUGGGCAUGGUCAGCAAUUUAACCGACAAGUUUUGGAAACACUCGCUCAACAAGCCUCGUAUUUUUGAAGGCAUCACCACCCAUGGCGUGUUUAUGGGCCCUGGUGGGAUCGUGAACCAUGCUGCUAGGGGCACGAUCCAAAUCAGCAGCCCUUCUUUCGACUCUGCUUUGAAUGAGUUGCCGCUCGUGGUGCAGACGUUGCUCGAGACCCCGCAGCUAAACGCAGAGUACUUGCCCUACGAGGACUUUGUCUUGCGGCAAAUGGAGAAAUUGGUGGUGAACUGCUGCAUCAACCCCUUGACGGCGAUCUUUGACGUUGAGAAUGGCCAUUUGUUACUGGGGGAGCAAGUGCCUAGAAUCUGGAAAUCAAUCAUCGCCGAGGCUGUCGAUGCGCUCUUGCAGGAGUAUCCAAUAUUGGCCACCAUCCCCACCGCCGCGGCGUUUUUGAACCACGGUAGACUUUUAAACUCGGUCAUUUCGGUUUGCAGUCUCACUGCGAAAAACAGUUCAUCCAUGAGACAGGACAUGCUAGCGUUGAGAACAACUGAAAUUGAGAGCAUGAAUGGCUACAUUGCAUACUUGGGGAGAAAACACGGCAGAAACACGCCGACCAAUAAGUGGGCGUCGAACUUGGUCCGAUCCAAGCUUGACAUCGAUAGAGGAAUCAACAAUGCAGCUGCAGAUGCACUUUUAAGCCAAUAA